Messenger RNA from Westerdykella ornata, 1470 nucleotides. RefSeq lists its product as uncharacterized. Lineage: Eukaryota; Fungi; Ascomycota; Dothideomycetes; Pleosporales; Sporormiaceae. Bases 80 to 1219 code for a protein of 379 amino acids. Gene Ontology annotation, molecular function: nucleic acid binding. The record is from RefSeq and is a predicted model, not a curated record. The transcript has 3 exons.
UCCCAACCGAAAGAAGUCAACGCGCACACUCUUCGACUCUCGUAUUGCACACUCCCCACGCCGGUGGUGGACAAACACAAUGGGUCUCGCAGCGCCAAAAAUCCGCAACCGCAUCUCCAACGACCCCCAAAACACCACCUGGGCGAACAACACCUCCCGCUUCGGCCACCGCAUCCUAACCUCUCAAGGCUGGACCCCCGGCAGCACCCUCGGCGCAAAGGACGCUUCGCACGCCGCGCACUACACGGCCGCUUCGGCCUCGCACAUCCGCGUCCUGCUAAAGGAUGAUACGCUGGGUUUGGGCGCGAAGAGGGGGAGCGAGCGCGCGGAGAACUUUGGGCUUGCGGGGCUGGAGAGUAUACUGGGGAGAUUGAAUGGGAGGGUCGAGGAAGUGAAGAAGGAGGAGGAGAGGAGGGAGGAGGUGGAGAGGAGGGGGUGGGUGGCGAGACGGUAUGGGUAUAUGAAUUUCAUCAGUGGGGGAUUUUUGGUGGGGGAUAAGAUUGAGAAGGGGGUUAAGUUUGCGCCGGGAAGUGAGGCCAAGGUUGAAGUUAAAGAGGAUGUGGAGGAAGUGAAGGUCGAGAUCAAGGAGGAAGAGGCGGAGAGUGGUGCGGAGAAGAACUCGACUAAGAAGUCGAAGAAGCGGAAGAGAGAUGAGGACUCCAAAACGAAGAAGGAAAACGACGGCGAUGAGGCCGACGAACAGCGCAGUCUAAAGCGCAAGAAGAAGUCUGUCAAUCUGCGCGAUGAAGCCGCCGAACAAACAAAAUCAAAAUCAGAGUCCGACCGCAAAUCCAAGAAGGACAGGAAAGAAAAGGAGAAGAAGAAGUCUUCCUCUAAAAAGUCGUCAUCAGCAGAUACGCCUCUCUCCACAGCAUCCGAUCCCGGCUCCGAAAAGGCGAAACGGGAAGCGGAAAAGCGUGCCCGUAAGGAGGAGAAGAAACUCAAGAAGGCGUUGAAGAAGGCCGCGAAGGAGGCUAAGCGGUCAAAAAGUGAAGCUGAAUCUUCGUCCUCGGAGGAAGAGGACGAGAAGGAAUCGGCGACCACGACUACUGCCACUGCCUCAGGUACACCUACCACGGGCACCUCGACACCUGUCGGAGGUAUGUUUGGCUCCGGGGCGAGACAUGCGGUGCGCGCGAGGUAUAUCCGGCAGAAGAAGAUGGCGUCGAUGGAUCCGCAGGCGUUGAAGGAGAUCUUCAUGAUCAAGACUCCUGCGUGACAGGCGUAGUCUUUCCUCAUUUCAAUUUGCAUAGCGAGGCGUUUCCAGCAAGGGGUAUCUUCUCCCCUUUCGAUUUCUUUUUUCUCCUCCUCAUCAUCUAUAUCCCAUUGCCGAGGUCACACGAGGGUUGAUGCCUCACAGAUGGCAGUCAGAGCUCAGAGUACAUCAUGGAUGAAUCCAAUAUACUCCGUCACAAGUACCACUCAGCCCUCAAAUUGGGUGACACAGGAUCUCGAUCAAGUACUAACAUU